Chondrus crispus (carragheen) is the source of this 3021-nucleotide messenger RNA. RefSeq lists its product as hypothetical. NCBI's taxonomy places the organism in Eukaryota, Rhodophyta, Florideophyceae, Gigartinales, Gigartinaceae. The transcript has a single exon. The coding region runs from base 1 to 3021 and encodes 1006 amino acids. The record is from RefSeq and is a predicted model, not a curated record.
AUGGAAGAGCAAAUCGCUGUAGUUCGGGACGGUGAUAUCCUUGAAUUACGGUCUCGACAGGCACAUACAAAGAGCAAGGCAGAAAAUCCAUCUAAAAAGCGGAAGAGAGCAAGUGCAUCUACCGGUUCGUUCUUUAAGUUCAGUGCUAUUUCCCAGUCGGAGAGCCCUGUGCAAUCUCUUCAAAAGGUUUCAGAGCCGCUCACCAACUCAAGGGUACCUGCAGGUGUUGCUCUCGAAAGCCCUAGGAAGCAGAACUCAUCCACCCCUCGUAGAAAUCGUACCACACCCGUCAUUAGUAGACAAAUGAAGUAUGAUCAUGCCUCUGUUAAGACGCGUGACCCCACUUCUGCUCUAGGCCUGCUUUCGAAAUCAAAAGAUAAGAACAGUUGCACUGGGGUUUCAGAGCCUUCUCAAAAGUCUGGGCAGGAUCAUGUACCGUCGAGAAAUCCGUUCUGCACUCCUACAGAUGACCCUACGAUGUCAUCAAAGGCUGAUCUUCUCGACAAGAAGCAAAACUUCGCCACAGAAUCAUACUUUCCAGCCGACGACACCGGAAUGGAAUGUGUUUUAGGAGGAAACAAAUCUUCGUCACGAGCCGCAAAAGCACGCCAGGACACACAAGUCGCUUGCUCACAAAUAGCACCUACUCUGCCUAAAAGACGCGUCCACUUCGAUCGGCUGUAUGACCGAUGUGUCGGGCAAAACUCCAAUCGCCAAGAGUUACGACAUCACGUGUCGCUAGAAAAUGCCUCCUCUGGCGAUACGAAGGAAGGGACAACUGGUGUCAUAGAAUGCGAACAGCCUGAUCAAUACAAAGGUGGGGUUCGCUCUAAUGAAACAAUUCUUCCUGAGCAAUCAAGUAUACUGUCGAUAACGCGAAAGAAGAGGGUCAGAACUCUGUCAGUUGAAGCCAAGCGCAAACGCAACUUGAGGAACCGAAAACGAGAGCAAAGGAAACGCCAGGCACUUCGUGAACGUUUGGCAAAUUGCAACACAGUCAAAAAAGACGUUCUGAUAGGCAUAGAGUCUAUUUCUCAGCAACCGAAUAUCCAUGACAGGAUGCCCUUUGAAUUGGCAGCAAAAAUGAAGGGAAACCGAGUCGACCGCAGCAGUAGUCCCAGCAAAGAGAAGGAGGCGAAAACUCGCAUGACAACCGAUAAUUCAAGCAAUGUUGAUGAGAUAGGAAGCCACGAAAAAGCCGCUCAGUACGAAACCGGGCAACAACAUCUCAACGCAGAGAAAGCUAAGUUACUCGACGAGAUAGAACGUGGUGAAAGUUCGCGAGAGCAAUUCGAACAGCACCUCAGCAAUUUACCAUCGCACGAUAUGGAAGGGAAUGUAAAACGCAAGCAAAUGUCCAAAAUUUCACGUACUCAAGAUGACCCGAGCCCACUGAAGUCCUCAAAAAGCAUGAGGCACGGCUCUGUGGCAUCAGCUCUUCGCCUGGCGCGGUCGCAUGGAAUGCUCGACGGCGGUACCAAAGAAAAAAGUCCCACAGGUGAAGCAGGUAUUCCGUCUUUCCCUGAAUUGAAGUCAGACAAGUCUUGCAACCUACAACUGCCGACAAACGCAACCCCCAAGACUGCGUUCAUAGUUUCACAGGCAUCAAACCAACACGGAGGGAAAAGGCGAAAGUUGUCAAAACGAGCACGAAUGUAUAUUGGAGAAGAGCAGUACAAUGAAAGCUUUUUCAUUGGGUUUGAGAAUCCUAAAAACAUAUCACUCCCAUCUCCUGAUCUAUUGGACCUGUUCAGACUCAAAGAUGGGGGGACGGGAGCAGUCGCAACAGAUUUGUUCGGGGAUGAAAAAAGGACCAACUGCACUGGGCCCGAAAAUCUAGAGUCACCCGCGCCUAGCACGACAAAAUAUGCAGCAAGAGCUGUAACCAAGGCUUCUUACAAGCACCCAAAUGAAAAAGAGAUAUCCAAAACUGACGACAAGGGGGAAAGAGACCGUUUAAUUCUGCACAUGGGAAUUCAUGAAAAUAUCUUGACAGAUCAAACGGCUGCCGAAACGGAAAAAGAAACAGAAUUGAUUUGCCACGACGAUUUUGAAGAACCGAGGAGCAAAGGCGAACUUACCAAAGAACUAGAUCACGCAAUCAUGAAGAUAGGCAAGGACUCUGAAGUUGCGAAAAUUGCCUCUCGUUCUGCAACGCUGGGGUCGCCAGAUGCGGGUACAAAAGUAGUCCAUGUAGAAAGCCCCGAUGCAAAGAUUCCUUCUAGAUCACCUAUGAAGACUAAACAGGGCCCUGGACAGGGACCACUACGUUUUCCUUUUUCUCAGCGUUCAAACGGUAGUCAGGGAAACCGUGGCUUAUAUCGGGACCCGAGCAGUUUUCCAGGAAUGAAAAAAACACCGCGCGAAUGUGGAGCCCUGAGUGUGGGAGAAGCGAAUUCCAUUUAUCCUGUUGCUUCCCUUGAAAGAAACCUUGAAGUUUCCUUAUCCUCCAGUCUGUGUCCGGUCACGGGACCUGGAGCAGAGAGGGCUCCAUCAAGCUUUCAAGACCAGGGCGAGUCCACCACACAAAGGUGUUCGGGUUCUGCUCCUGUUGCCACUUGUGAUGAGGACUAUCACGACAGCCUACUAGGAAAAGGUUUCACCGGAACUGCUAAACAGAAAUCUCUGCAAGACCCGCAUGUCAUCACAAACGACAGCACAGAGUUGGAAGCCAAAAGAAACACGAGAAAGAGAUGCAGAAGCCAUUCCGAACAUCCCACGGAGGUCUUGAACCACAGCAAACCUCGACAAAUGCCGCAUAGCGAGCUGAGUGCUGGGUAUCUUGCUGAAUCAAAAACGUCCUCAUUAGUAACCCACGAAGAGCUGGCGCUUUGUGGAACAUGUGAUGUUGUACGGUGUGAGAGCAACACGGAGUUCAACAACAACGACGGUACAGAGAACCGAGCCGUGCGUAUCACCAACGGACAAGCAGUCGACAGCUACAGAGAAUGUCUCUUGCAUGCGCUCUGGGACUCAGUGUCUGUACUAGGAGAGUUUUGUGCCGGUCGCUUCGCGAGGUAG